AUGGCCCCCUCUAAGCUGUUGCCAAUUGUGGUAUUCCUCACACUGCUGUUAGUACGUCCCCCGAGCCCCUUCCCUCCAUUUGCAUAUGGUGGAAGUGCAGAGGACGUAAACGUGCCUGGUGAAACGAACCAGUUCGAUGACCUGUCUCACUUCAGCAGAGAGCUAAUUGAGCCUCUUUCGCGUUUCUUGAAAAGUGUCCCCGCUGCAGCGCUCAGAGAAAAGGUGAAGACCCAAGUGGCCAAAGCAGCGCAGACCCUGGAGCUACCCAAUCCGGAAGAACAAGCAUGCGAAAUUAACUACGCUGAGUUGUGCCCCGAAGGAUGGGGGGAUUGGGGAAACGGAGACAACUGCAUAAGUCCUACUACCUACCAAGGACCGUGUAAAAAGGAAGUGGCCUCGUUUGUGAAUUCAACGCCUAGAGAGAAAUUCCACUUUUCCCUCAAAUGCGCUGUGUCAUGGCCAUGCUUGCACAGAUGUAGUGAAGAGGAUCUACUGGAGGAGUGCCCCGAAAGUUGGACCCUCGAAGGGAAGAUCUGUCACGCCCCAAAAACGUACAUAGGAAAAUGUGUGCGGAAAAAAAUUUUUACAAAUUUUUCGAGAGAAGAAAAAAAGGCAUGGGCAGAUGCAUGCGAUGUUAGUUGGCCUUGUGCUAAAAAAAACUACAAUUUUAAUGAACUCUGUCCGAAGAACUGGAUUCCUAGUCCGGAUGGUAAACACUGCUCUGCGACUAGCUCCUAUGUUGGACCGUGUGGUCCUGUUUUGUACCUGUCCAAUCUGAAGGAGGUGGAGAAAAGGUUACUAAUGAGGAGGUGUAACGUCGAAUGGCCUGUCAGAGCGAAUACGGAGGAGAACAGAAUAAACGACCAGGUGUGUCCUCUGGGGUGGAAAAUCAACACUUUGCACCAGAAGGGAGGAGGGACGACUUGUUCCCCCCCCUAUUCGUACAACGGUCCGUGUGCCCAAAGUGAGGAAAUAAAAAACAUAUCCUUCGGACAUAUGAGCAAGGAAGAAAAGUAUGAACUAUCCCGAAGGUGCAACUUCAUCUGGCACUCCACAAAUGAGCAGUAUCAGAAUUUCGAUUUGGCUUGUCCUUACAAUUGGGUUCUAGUAGAUGCAGCAGAACACAUUUGCGCAGCUCCUGUGGAGUACACCCAACCGUGCAACAACAUUUGGUCCUUCAAAGGUUACACGCAUGAAAUGAAGGCUGCGUGGGCUACCCGAUGUAAAGCCCUUUUUGUUAACGAAACAGCAUUCCGAGGGGGACUCCUAAAGGGUAGAAAAGUGGGGAGCCAAUUCAAGAAGGGAAAAAUAUUUGGCAUGAACAGAGAAAUGAACAGUGGAGGUAUUCUCCUUGCAGAUGCUCCUUGGAUGAGGGAUGGUCCCAUAGGGUCCGUCACGUCCAAUUAUGACAGAGGCGACCAUAACGCUGCGACCGGUAAGGAGUUCCUUCCCAACCAGGAUGAAUCAUUAAUGCACACAAACGGGGGGACCAUACCCUUAACUGAGGGGAACAAUGAGGACCAUCCAGAGCAGUUUAUCCUAAGCGACCAGAAAAUUACGGAGCUUCUUCUGCUUAAGCAGGCAUCCAAGGAUGAUGACUUACGGAGGAACAUCGAUGACGUUGUGCAGACGUUAAGGAAGGGGCACUCCCCCCGGGGGGCAAACGCAUUUUCCUUUCUACAAAGCAGGUCAACAAAGGUUCUUCAAAAAGACCUCAACGUAGGAUCACCAAUUAUUGGGAAGGCGAAAACGCCACUGCGAAGGAGAGAAGCAGAUGAACAGUCCCCCCUGUAUGGUCGAGAUACUGCAUCCACAGGAACGGUACAAAAUUUAAGGGAAAUGAAAAACUUGUAUGAGAACUAUAAACUGGAGAAGGCGGAUCAGUCAUACUACGAGCACAUCUGCUUCGAGAAGAACUACGCUGAAUGCCCCCUCGGGUGGACUAAAUUAGGUUCCAAACAAUGCAUGGCCCCAAGGUGGUAUAGAACCAACGUCCACAAGUGCAGCUCCAUGAUCAACCUAAACGACCUAACCAGAAGCGUGUACGACGUAGCUCAUGAUAUGUCCUUCCUCACCCUUGAUGAAGAAAAAAUAAAAAAAAUGGAGAAAAAAUGUGGACUGGAAUUUCCUUGUAGAGACUGCGAACGGGAUUACGUGCAGGUGUCUUGUCCCCUCGGGUGGACUGAAACGAAUGACGAAUGGUGUGAAGCUCCCGCAGAUUAUCCACCUAACUUGAAAGAGGUCUGUGGAGGUAGAGUUAACUUUAAGUAUGCCUCUCCACUUAUUAGACGUAACUGGAGUCUUUUGUGUAGAUCUGACUGGCCGUGCUUUUCUCCUUGCGAGAAAAACUACGCGGUGGUGUGCCCCCUUGGGUAUGAACUGAUCAACGAACGAUUGGAUAGCACUCACGGGGGGACCAUUCACGUCUGCGUGAAUCGGAGCUGGGCAUCCCGUCGGACAGAAGUUAACAACGUAACUGAUAACAACGUAACGGAUAAGAACGUAGCUGACAAAUGGGCAAAGGCGUGCCUCGUGAUCGAAGUAUACAACAGUGUGCAGGUGAAAAAACAAAUAGAACAAAAGUGCCGAAUCAUUUGGCCAUGCCUGGAAAAGUGCGUGCAGGAUUACCACCAGACGUGUCCAUACAACUGGCUCCUCAAGCAAAAUAACUGCAUAGCUCCAUAUCAUUACAACCCACCACAAGGGUGUUCCAAGUCGUUCGCAGUCAGAUCGUUUAGCUCCUUCGAUAAGUACCUCUUCUCGAAUAAAUGUUUCGCUCCUUGGCCAUGUAGUAAUGCUUGCCAACAGGACUGGUCCCAACCAUGCCCCGCUAACUGGUCUCUGGUGACACGGAGAAAUGGUAAAAGUAAAAGCGCCGUGGAUAGGAGGACAACGUCCAGUCCCCUCCUUUGCAAACCGCAAGAACGUUACACGCAUAAUGGUGCGUGCACAGAUGAAUACUACAAUUUAACAGACUACACCUUUUUGCAAAAACAAGAAUUUUCCCAUCGUUGUGGUGUUAGGUGGCCAUGCGGCAGCAGCUCUCGGUUGUAUUCCCCCAAUUGGCAAACAGAGAAGGUGUACUACGACGUUGCAUUCCAGCGGCUAAGGACGCUGCGUUUUUAUGAUACCCACUAUGCCUCUAUGUAUGCCAAGUUGGGCAGUUCCUUCUUCUAA
Molecule: messenger RNA, 3177 nt
Organism: Plasmodium coatneyi
Lineage: Eukaryota; Apicomplexa; Aconoidasida; Haemosporida; Plasmodiidae
Exons: 2
Coding region: 1-3177 (1058 amino acids)
Cellular component (GO): membrane
Source: RefSeq, a predicted model, not a curated record